This is a messenger RNA of Bacillus rossius redtenbacheri, 3244 nucleotides long. Its product is annotated as transient receptor potential cation channel protein painless-like. Gene Ontology annotation, molecular function: protein binding. The coding region runs from base 89 to 3226 and encodes 1045 amino acids. The transcript is spliced from 2 exons. NCBI's taxonomy places the organism in Eukaryota, Metazoa, Arthropoda, Insecta, Phasmatodea, Bacillidae. The record is from RefSeq and is a predicted model, not a curated record.
GGGCGGUCAGCGCGGAGUGUGAGUUGGUCGCUGACGCACAGUGCUGAAGUCGCUGACUACAGUGCUACAGUAGCUACAGGCAUCUGAGAUGCCGAGGGCAGGGCAGGAGUGGCGGCGCAGACUGCUGCGGGCGCUGGAGGCGGGAGACCCGGACAGCUUCUCUGCGGUGCUCCGGGAAGUGGGCGCCGCCGACAGGAACGGCGCCCACGAGUUCUGGCGCCGCUGCCUGGACGCGGCGUCCCGGCGCGCCGGGGGCCACGUGUUCCUGCAGCUGCUGCUGGGGUCAGGGGUCAGGCCGCGCCGGGCAGGGGUGCGCGCCUCCCCUCUGCACCUGGCGUGCCGCCUAGGGCUCGCCCGCAACGUGGAGACCCUGCUGGCGCACCCCUGGACGGACGUGAACGCCGCGGACUGCCGCGGGAGGACGCCCCUCCACCUGCUGGCGAGGCACUUCGACGAGCGACUGCCCGGCUACCCCGGGUGCCUCACCUCGCUGCUGGCGCGGGCGGACCUGGACGCGAACCGCCCCGACGCGCGAGGCUUCACCCCCCUGCACGUGGCCGCCAACCGCGGGUCGUCUCUGUUCGUCAGGAAGCUGCUGCAGAGUCGCCCCUCCCUCGACGUGGACCACUUCCUAGGCGGCGGCAGGACGAGCAGGGACGCCGUCUCGGAGCGACUACCGUCCCUCUACGAGUUGCUCCCUCCGGUGUCGAGACACAUCGUGCAAGUGUCGGGCGAUGCGCAGCACCUGCUCCUCGGCUUCUUGCGCAAGCGCCGCUUGAAGAACUUCGUGAGCCUCCUGUACCAAGUGGACUACGAUUUCAACCCCCUGGUGAGGCCCGACUACUGGUACGAAGAUCACCGCACCACUUGCCUUCAGGAAGCGGCAAGAAAAUCCGGUACUUUGGAGUACGUCAGAUACUUGCUGAGAAGGGGAGCAAACCCGAAUGUCGCCAGUCCGACGGACGGAAGAGUGGCACUUCACCACGCCGUGGAAGCGGUGAACCUGCAGGUGAUGGGGUUGCUGGUACAGUGCGAGAAAGCAGACGUCAACGCCGCGAACUCACAAGGAGAAACCGCGCUCCAUUUGGCCGUUAAAAUCCACGGUGGCACGAAGAAAUGUGAAGAGUGUUUGAAACUUUUACUACAGCAUCCUGCGAUAGAAGUCAGAAAAGCAGAUUCAAUGGGAUGCACUGUCUUGUCGCUGGCGACCGAGAAAAACGAUGAGGCAGCAUUGAAAUAUUUUUAUUUUCACUCUUUUAAAACCUGCGCUCGCUCUGAAAACUCGAAUCAUAUUGUGAAAGAUAUCUUACAAGAGAAGUUUCCGCGUAUGUUUAGUGAUAUCCAUACGUUACCUAACACAGUUAUAAACAAAUUGACAACUAAGGAACAGUUGGUAAGACAUGUCGUUAAUAACGACACAAAAAACUUUUUGAAACUUUUCAAACAUCACGUAAAAUCUGAUAAAGACAUUUUGGAUUUUCAAAUUGGUGAAGAGACUAUUCUUCAGUAUGCUUGCCGGCGCGGAUUGACGGACAUUGUGAAUGUUCUACUGAGGUGUGGCGCCGAUCCCAAUUUGGUUAUGUACGCAAAUCGUAAACCAUCUUUAAUCCUGGCUGUUAAGUACCAGCACCACAGCAUUAUCUCGUUGUUUCUGAAACUUCACAGAAAGAUUGGACUGAACGUAAACAUAACUGAUGAAAGAGGGCGUUCAUCUCUCUACUACGCGUCCCUUAAUGAAGAUACUCGCACAGUUACUGAACUUCUUCGACAUGGAGCAGACAUAGGACACAGAAAUCUCUACGGCAAGCUUUGUUUACAGUCAAAAAUGUUAUCGAAAGUGUUAGAUUUAAGUAUUACCUGUUCUGGCCAUCACCCACACGAUACAGAUUACGGACUGGACUUCGAUUUCACUCCGAUUGUGAACGAAGUAAAACAAGUAACGUACCCAAACGUUUCCGAAGACCAAAUAUGGUUGAGGAUCGACUCUACAGCUGAACCUGGUGAAGUCAACAAACACACAGAGAGAAAAGAGUCAGAAAUGGACUUCUUUAACCAUUUAAGUGAAUGUGAGGAGUACAAGCAUCUACUUCCUCACCCAAUGAUAAAGUUGUUUCUGGAUCUCAAGUGGAGUAGGUUGAAAAUAAUUUUUUAUGUUAGGAUAAUCUUUUACGCGGUGUUUGUGUUCCUCUUGAACCUUUACAUACUGAUGAGUGAUUUUAAGAACUACAGGAGAGUGACUUCGGAAUUCGCCGAGGUUGCUACCGAUCGAAACCUGUCCGUUUCGGGCGACGACGACCCGUCGGCAGAAUGGUCCGGAUCGAAGACAGCGUUCAUGUCGGUGCUGUUCCUGGUGCUGUUCCUGGCCACGAUGUUCGACACGGCUGUCACCAUGUACAAGGUACCUCUGAACCUCAUCAAGCCGUGCAGGUUGUCUCUCAGACCUGGUGGCGCGAGGCGUGCGCUGAGGUUCAGUCGUCUGCUGGAUCUCAGCGUGAACAUCUUCACGUCCGUGUUCCUGUACAAGAUCCAGGCGGAGUCCAUCCAGGAGGUAUCCGCCGUGAUCGUCAUCCUGUGCUCCUGGACGAAGCUCAUGCUGCUCCUCGCCAACUUCCGGAGACCGUUCUCCAACGUGAAGAUAAUCGAGAACAUACUCGAACGAUACGCACCGUGCUUGCUGUCCUACUACCUCGUCGUCGUUGGGUUCGCGUUCAGUUUCCACAUCCUCCUCAAAGACGACGAGUUCUUCCGCAACCCGUGGACGUCCCUUUUCAAGACCACUGUGAUGAUGACUGGCGAGUUCGGGGUGACCAGCGAUAUGUUCAGCCUUAAUCCGGCAGUCAGCCACGUCGUGUUCUUGUUGUUCCUUGCCCUGAUGGUCAUCGUUGCCAUCAACAUUUUAAGCAUUUUCCUGGACGACGCCGAAGAAGUGAGAAAAAACGCUCAGAUACUGCAAAUUCAAGAUAAAGUGGAACUGUUGUCAGAGAUAGAGUCGUUUCUUAUAAGAUCCCGUGAAACAAAACUGUUCAGUUGUUGUGUGAGGCGCAGCAAGUAUAUCAGAGACUGGUUGCAGAACAUUGCUGUGUUCCAGGAAGGUGCUGACAAAAUUAUUAAGGUCCAUCCAAACCAGUUCAAGCGAGUACAGUUUUCUGAUACCAGUUUUACUGCAGAUAUUGACGACAGCAUGAUAUCUGUUUGUAUGUCAUUAAAAAACGUUCAAAAUGUUUAAUGUAAUAAUGUUAUAAAC